Dinoponera quadriceps is the source of this 822-nucleotide messenger RNA. RefSeq names its product killer cell lectin-like receptor subfamily F member 2. The coding region runs from base 1 to 822 and encodes 273 amino acids. The record is from RefSeq and is a predicted model, not a curated record. The transcript is spliced from 5 exons. Lineage: Eukaryota; Metazoa; Arthropoda; Insecta; Hymenoptera; Formicidae.
AUGAAGCAAACAAUGCAGUCAUCUUCGCUCAUUACGUUGAUAGCGAUUAUCACUAUGGCAUUCGGUAUGCCAUAUCGACUGAACUCAUCGGCAGUCGCAAUAAAUCAUGGUCCUUGGGCGGAGAUGCUCGAAAACUGGAUUACCCUUCAGUCUAAUAAUUCACGUGCGGCACGUCUAAUGAAGAUCGGUGAUAAAACGGUAACAGUGUCGACCAAAAUCACCACCGGGAACAAGCGGGACGUUACCGAAACCGAUCUUUAUCUGCUUGGUGCCAUCGAGAAACUGGUGUACAGAUUGGAUCACGUGGAGAAACGAUUGAGAAGAGCGGAAGAGUUGUUGUAUUACAUUAUUUCUGGCAACAAUAAAAUGAAAGAACCUUGUCCCGACAAUUACACGAGAAUGGGUCAAAACUGCUACCACUUCAGCAACCGUGACUUCGACUGGAAAUCGUCAGCCAGCCUCUGCCGUGGAAUGGGCGGACAUCUGGUCGAAUUCAACACGAUCGAAGAGAGUCAAGAUGUAAUCGCCGGCCUGACGUCGGACCCUAAACUGAAAGGAAAGCAUUUCUGGACGGGGGGAUUAAAUCCGGGACUACUGUGGAUCUGGUCCAGUAGCGCUCGACCGGUUCAAGACACCAAACAAACAGUCAUCGGCGAUGGCAGGUGUUUGAAAUUAUCCUACAACGUGUCGUCGAAAAUCUACUCCUACAGAGGCGAGGAUUGCAGCUCGAGGCAAAGAUACAUCUGCGAAUUGACGCUCGACGAUGAAUCGGCGAAUAAGAUCGAGCGAACAGCACGAUUGCUGAUCGAUAAGGACAAUUAG